Lutzomyia longipalpis is the source of this 1959-nucleotide messenger RNA. RefSeq lists its product as uncharacterized. Lineage: Eukaryota; Metazoa; Arthropoda; Insecta; Diptera; Psychodidae. The transcript has 4 exons. Gene Ontology annotation, molecular function: long-chain fatty acid-CoA ligase activity. The record is from RefSeq and is a predicted model, not a curated record. Gene Ontology annotation, biological process: fatty-acyl-CoA biosynthetic process; long-chain fatty acid metabolic process. The coding region runs from base 58 to 1686 and encodes 542 amino acids.
AGUAAGACAUUAGCCUUAUUUGCGAGUGGUUGUUGUAAGAGAUAAAGUUCCCUGCAAAUGGCUAAAAAGACAAAUAUUAUUUUUGGCGGUGAACAAAUCACAAACUUUGCAAAUUUAUUCGGUUCUCUUAGCAAAUAUCUCCAUUCAAUACUAAACACGAAAAAGGAUAAAGUAGCGAUUAUUGAAGCUGAAACUGAGAAGGAAAUAACGUACGGAGAAAUUAAGGAGAAAGCUCUGAUCUUGGUUGAUUUUUUCCAUAAGAAUGGAAUUAAAGCUGGAGAUGUGAUUGGAAUUUGCAGUGAAAAUUGCAAUGAAUUUGUCUAUACGGUCUACGGAGCUCUCCUUGCAGGUGUUACAGUAGCACCUAUUAAUUUCUCCUACAAGGAAGGUGAAAUAAGUCAUGCCUUUCAACUAACAAAACCUAAAAUAAUUUUCGGAACAAGAUCCAACAUUGACAGGCUUAUUAAUGUUGCCAAAGAAUGUCAAUUUGUGGAGAAAAUUGUCCAGUUCGGAUGGCCAUCAGGAAUAAAAGGAGUUUUAUACUUUCACGACAUUAUUAAUGACCAAAGAAAUGCUUCAAGAACAAACCAAGAUUACGAAAGCCCUCAUGAAGAUUUGGAUCGAAAUGCUGUGAUUGUCUUAUCCUCGGGAACAACAGGAUUACCAAAAGGCGUGCAGAUUACUGAGAGAAAUAUCCUGGCAUUAUUUGGGCAGUUUAUUGACGAUAAAUUCUUUGAAGGUACAGGAGAACGCAUAAUGUCCUGCCUUCCUUGGUUCCAUAUUUUCGGCCUUGGAAAUAUCCUGGCUUUAGGAACUUGUGGUAUAACUUUAAUAUCUCUUCCGCGCUUUGAAGAGAAACUCUUUCUCAGCUCCAUUGAAAAGUACAAAGCAAACAAAAUACUAAUGGUACCACCAUUGAUGGUUUUCUUGGCAAAGAAUCCAUUAGUUAGUAAGUAUGAUUUGAGCAGUCUACGUGAACUAUACUGCGGAGCUGCACCGCUUAGCAAGGAAGUGGAAGAUGCCGUAAAGGCCAGGAUACGCAACAUAAAAGAAAUCCGUCAGGGUUACGCCUUAUCCGAAACAAGCCUCAGUGCGCUAUUUUCCAAAGGACGAACUAAACCAGGAAGCUCUGGAACUGUUGUUAGUGCGACAUACUGCAAAGUUGUUGAUCCAGAAACAGGAAAGAUCCUGGGGCCAAAUCAACCAGGAGAACUCUGCUUCAAAGGACCACAAAUUAUGCGAGGAUACAUUGGGAAUGAUGCUGCAACAAAGGAUACAAUGGAUAAGGAUGGAUACUUUCACACAGGAGACGUUGGAUACUACGACGAAGAUAAAUACUUCUUUAUCGUAGAUCGUCUGAAGGAACUCAUUAAAUACAAAGGAUUCCAAGUUCCUCCUGCUGAACUGGAAGCUCUCCUUGUGGCUCAUCCAAAAGUUCUAGAUGCUGCUGUUAUUGGACUCCCUGAUGAUGCUGCUGGAGAACUUCCUCUGGCCUUUGUCGUCAAAAAACCCAACACGGAUGUUACAGAGAAGGAAAUUAAGGACUACAUUGCCAGCAAAGUCACAAACUACAAACAGCUACGCGGUGGUGUACGCUUCAUUGAUGAAAUCCCUAAAAAUCCAAGUGGAAAAAUUCUGCGAAGGGAAUUGCGGCUCCUUAUCAAGAAACCACAAUCGAAGCUUUAAGAAAUAGCUGAAUGAUAAGUAACUGAUUAGGCGGAAUAUGGGUAUCUGUAUCAAUUGAUAAGCAAUCUUCAGUAGGUUUUUGAUAAAUAAGCAUUUAGUUGUUGGAGAAAUUCAAAGCUAAAGGAUUAAAUGUAGAUUAAUUUGCAUUGUGUUCGUUACUAUAGAGUUAGAAUAAACAGACUUGGGACAGACUUCUUUACAUAAAAAAUCAAUUUUAAUUUUUUUUAACAGAUCAACAUGAAAGAAUUUAUUAAAAUUAAUGUUCUAAUGCAA